Molecule: messenger RNA, 2394 nt
Organism: Aspergillus tanneri
Lineage: Eukaryota; Fungi; Ascomycota; Eurotiomycetes; Eurotiales; Aspergillaceae
Exons: 8
Coding region: 1-2394 (797 amino acids)
Molecular function (GO): monooxygenase activity; iron ion binding; heme binding
Source: RefSeq, a predicted model, not a curated record
AUGGUGGCAUCUACACCGCGCCUGAGGAUCAUGCCAGCCCACACUCGCAUGACGAUGUCUACAAUUACUGCUCCAUGCCCCAUCCACGCGCAGAAACCUACUUCUCUGCCAAGUCCGGUCGCGAACAACUCCGUCUCGGCGCGUCUGGUCUAUCUGGAGUAUCUGCAACGUCACCAACGUCGCACACCGUACAAUAUCCUGCCUGGCGGCGAGAACCAGCCUUACAACUGCGACAAAGUCCACGCUCAUCUGUACGCCGCUCCAGCUCAUGGUGUUUCCCCUGCGCAGGUCUACGGGCAGGCCUACUCAGACCCUACCAAUCCAUUCUUAGACUCGUACGUUAACGGGUCAUGCCAAUACCCCCAACUCACCAUCGGGGGCCUACUUGAUGGCUAUCAACACGGUCGGGAUCUUCGCGCCGUCUACGGCGACAAGCUAGGCUUGAUCCCAUCGUCGCUGAACCAUCACACGGACAAAAAAAUCUGGCUACGCACCAGUUCCUCACCAUUAACGCAGAGCUCCGCGGGUGGAGUCCUUCGUGGGAUCUGGCCACACCAUAAAGGUUCUAUCUCGCUACAUCAGCAGGCCUCUGGUAUCGACACGGUCGAUCGUGGGUUUCCCUGUGCUGCGCAGAGUUCACUGCUGUCAACGAUCCAAUCGUCCCCGGAAUGGAAGGAGCAUCUGUCUGUGACGCAGUCGCUGCGGAAUCGUCUCGCUGUGCUCUUUGAUGCCAAUACAUCAAGCUGGAUGUCUACCUUCGAUCACUUCGCCGAUAACUUUCAGGCACGUCUUUGUAAUGGAUACGAGCUGCCCUGUCAGUUGGACGGCUCUGGAUGCGCAACAAUGGACGAUGCGUACACGGUCUUCCGUGCCGGUGACUGGGAAUGGAAUUACUGGUGGCGAUAUAAUGCCAACGCGACGAGAUAUAUCCAGCUUGUAGAGGGGCUGUUCAUCGGUGAGAUAGUGCGGAAGCUGGAGGUGGUGCAGCGGCGGAAUUCCGAACUGGUGUAUAGCCAUACUUUUGUUCAUGAUGGGGAUGGAGACAUCGACGUCGGAACUCUCCGUACUCUAGCCAACCCUACUGAGCCUUCUUUCAACGGCCCGUUCCGUAUCAUCACCACUCUUGGAUCUCGAGUUAUACUUCCCGAGUCUUGGACUUUAUGGGUGAAGAAUUGUCCGGAUCUUGACCAUCCUCAGCUUGUUCGCGAUGAGUAUUUUGUUAAUAUUCCCGGGAUGGAUGGGAAUAGGGCCAUCCAUGGUCCAAGUCAUAUACUCAUUGACGUGGUUAAGACGAAGUUGAAUCAGAGUAGUCGUAUGUUCAACAUUCACACCUACCUGGGUUUUCACUUAAAGUGUACAGAUUGCCGGAUUAUGCACGACAAUAUAUCCGAAAUUUUGAAAAGACGUGGACGAAGGGCACUAGACAUGAUCCAUUUCAUCGCCCGCAUAUCAUCAUGUAUCUUCGUCGGACCUGAGCUAUCUCGCAACCCAGAAUGGCAAGACAUUAUCGUCAACUACACCCUCACAUUCUUCUACAGCGUGCGCGCUCUGCGCCACUGGCCCGGCUUCCUUCGUCCUGUCAUCCACUGGGUAGUACCCGAAUGCCGCAGAGCACGGUACCAAGUCCGUCGAGCCCAUGACAUCCUCACCCCUGUCUUGGAGAGCCGAGCAGCGAUGAAACAAGCCGCAAAUGCCGAAAAUUGCAGUUUGAAAUUCGACGAUAGUAUCGAAUGGAUGGAGGAGGUAGCCAGAGGUCGGUCUUUCGACCCCGUAGCUGCGCAGUUGGGUAUGGCAAUGGGUGCAUUGCAUACUACGACGGAGCUUAUUAAACAGACUAUCUUGGAUAUAUGUAUGCAUUCGGAGCUGAUCCAGACCCUACGAGAGGAAAUUAUGAAUGCGGUCGGGGAAAGUGGAUGGACGACAGCGGGAUUGUUCAAGAUGAAGCUACUUGAUAGUGUCAUCAAGGAGACUCAACGGCUGAAACCUGGUGCUCUAGUGAACCUUGAGCGCAAAACUAUUAAUAAGGUCACUCUCCCGAACGGUAUGGUUCUUCCCUGCGGCACCAGCGUCGCAGUGGAAUGUACCACCUGGUCAGACGCAGAGACGUAUCCCUCUCCUGAGAGGUACGAUGGAUAUAGAUUUUUGAAAAUGCGAGAGCAGGGCGAUACCACGGCGGUUCUAUCGUCAACUAGUCCCAAACAUGUCGCGUUUGGGAUCGGACGGUCGAUUUGUCCUGGGAGAUUCCUCGCAGCCAACGAGGCUAAGAUUGUGGUGGCUAAGAUCUUACUUGAUUAUGAUAUUCGACUGGAGGAGGGGUAUCAGCCUUACGUGGUUCAUUAUGGUUUUGAGAUGUUGAGCGAUCCAUCGGCGAGGGUGGAGGUUAGGAGGCGUUGA